Messenger RNA from Castor canadensis (American beaver), 1946 nucleotides. NCBI's taxonomy places the organism in Eukaryota, Metazoa, Chordata, Mammalia, Rodentia, Castoridae. The record is from RefSeq and is a predicted model, not a curated record.
AUGACUCAAGUGGAAGCAAUUAAUUUGCUAGAACCAAUGACAAAUGACCCUGUGAACUACGUGAGGCAAGGAGCUCUCAUAGCUUCUGCUCUCAUCAUGAUCCAGCAGACUGAAAUCACUUGUCCAAAGGUGAAUCAAUUCAGGCAGCUGUAUUCCAAAGUCAUCAAUGAUAAGCAUGAUGAUGUCAUGGCCAAGUUUGGCGCUAUUCUGGCCCAGGGCAUACUGGAUGCAGGUGGUCAUAAUGUCACAAUCUCCUUACAGUCCAGGACUGGACACACUCAUAUGCCUUCUGUGGUUGGCGUCCUUGUCUUUACCCAGUUCUGGUUCUGGUUUCCUCUUUCACACUUCCUGUCAUUGGCUUAUACCCCUACCUGUGUCAUUGGCCUUAACAAGGACUUAAAGAUGCCGAAAGUUCAGUAUAAAUCAAACUGUAAACCAUCCACAUUUGCAUAUCCUGCUCCUCUGGAAGUACCAAAAGAAAAAGAAAAGGAAAAGGUUUCUACUGCUGUGUUAUCUAUUACUGCCAAAGCUAAAAAGAAGGAAAAAGAAAAAGAGAAAAAGGAGGAAGAAAAAAUGGAAGUGGAUGAGGCAGAGAAAAAAGAAGAAAAGGAAAAGAAAAAAGAGCCUGAACCAAAUUUCCAGUUAUUGGAUAACCCAGCCCGAGUUAUGCCUGCUCAGCUUAAGGUCCUAACCAUGCCAGAGACCUGUAGAUACCAGCCUUUCAAACCACUCUCCAUUGGAGGCAUCAUAAUUCUGAAAGACACCAGUGAAGACAUUGAAGAGCUAGUGGAACCUGUGGCAGCACAUGGCCCAAAAAUUGAGGAGGAGGAACAAGAGCCAGAACCCCCAGAGCCGUUUGAAUACAUUGAUGAUUAAGGACCAGAGGAUCUCAUUCACUUAUCUAAAGAAGACUGUCCAGGCUCAUACUGAAAAUGCCUAUGAGGAAACUCGUGCUGAAAACCUGCUACUCAAUGCAUGUAUCAUUGCCUUUGCGCUGAUAUGAAGAACCUGUCUCCAAGUCUUUGGUUGAAGAGAAGAUAUAUGACUAUUUAGUGUGCUCUUUCACAGAACUUGGUUUUCAAAUAAAUAUAUUAAAAUCUACAGACAGACAAGACUUUGUUGAUUUGUUUUUCAGCCUGAAUUUUUAGUGGAUAUGAUACUCCCAUCAUAAGCCAUGCCUGGUGACUCACCAUGUUUGUGUUAUCCAGCACACAGGAAGCUGAGGCAGAUGGAUUUCGAGUUUGAGGCCAACCUGGGCAGCAUAGCAAGAUCCUGUCUCAAAAUCAACAACAACGACAAAAAAACAUGAAAUACCUAAAUCCAAAGAUCUAAAUGCUUAAUGUGAUGAGUAUGCUGGGUUUUUAUGUUGACAAAAAACUUAAGCUAUUCUUAAAUUACAGAGCAUUUGAGGAAGCUCAUACAUGUGACUCCUAUGCAACGAUUUUUCCCUGUGCACAUUAAUGAAUGUGUAUCUUUUCUCCUUAAAAAUAAAUUAUAAACCAUGUGAAAAUGAUGGGGCGGGGAUCAAAACUAGAGACUUCCCAGGAAGUCUCUAGUUUUUUUGAUGGGUUACAUGUUUGGGUACAGAAGAAGUCUCUUUAAUGAUGCAAGGGAAAUGUCUCUUCAGGCAGCUCAAGAGUGUUUUCUUUUUCUCCUUUUUUUUGUAAUACUGAGGGUGGAAUUCAGGGCCUCACGCUUGCUAGACAAGUGCUCUAUCAGUUAAGCCACACCCCUACCCCAUUUUGCAUUGGUUAUUUUUUAGAUAAGGUUUCACUUUAUGCCCAAGCUGGCCUGAACCACGAUUCUCUCCAGCCGUUGGUAAAAUGGGGUCUUGUGAACUUUUUGCCCAGACUGACCUUGAACCACAAUCCUCCCAAUCUCUACCUCCCUAAAAGUUAGGAUUAUAGGCCUGAACCACUGCGCCCAGCAGAUUUUCUUGAACAACU